GACACACUGGCCACAAACACGGACCACAGUCACCUCCCGCCUGGCGACGACGCGACGCGCUGUGUGCUUCUCUCCGAUCGCCCGAGAAACCGAACCGAGCACCGUGACUUUGCACCACAGUGACCGCGUGCGUCUACGCCGACCUGCGUCAUCGGAACUCCGGUCCGGAGGUCUUGUUCUGUGGUCACUGUCCGGCUGUCUUGGAACCAGUCCAGUACAUCAGUUUUCACACGCCAAGUGACGAAGUUCAGCUAUAGAGGCCAAGAUUCUGACCUGGAUUAUUGCUGCGGAAGAACAUAAGGCACUUAUAAUUUCCUGCGCCUUGCUGACCGGAUAUCUGUCUUCCCGUUCACCUCUUUUGUUUAAGAGAGACGCGCGUUAGAGGCUGGCUCUGCGGACAUGGGUGGACAGCCUGUGUGAGCGAGACAAGACGGUUCCGGCGAGCUGGCGAGUGAGCGGCGGCAGCGGCAGCGGCAGCGGCAGCGGCGGCCAUGCACACCAACGUCAACGUGGAGCGCAACUCGUGGCGCCUGCCGCCGGACGAGACCGUGCAGGUGGCCGACCCGCGCUCCAAGAGCGUCGAGGACCUGGUGUACCCGGCGGUGGGCGACGGCCACAACUGGCGCAGCAUCGUGCUGUCGCUGGUCGUGAUCGGGCUCGUGAUCGCGGGCAUCGUGACGGCCAUCUACCUGCUGGGCUACGUGGACGAGCUGCUCUACUGGAGCGGCCAGCGCAUGAAGCUGGAGGAGUUCCUGGAGGGCGACCUCUGUCCAGAGCGGCUGCCGCCCGCCUGGGUGACGCGCACGCAGUUCGUCUACCAGGCCGACGACGGCAGCCUCGCCGUGCUCGACACCUCCAACGACUCCAUCUCGCUGCUCGUCACCAACCACACGCUGAGGCAGUUGGAUGUGAAGGGCUACGAGUGUUCCACCGAUCUCCGUUUCGUACUCUUCAGGCACAACGUCAAGUGGGUGUUCCGCCAGUCGUUCACGGCGCACUACACCAUCUACGACGUCUCCAACGACCACCACAUCCCGGUGCGGCUGAGCGACAAGCCCAAGGUGCAGCAGACGCGGCUGCAGCGCGCCACCUGGCUGGGCAACUCGACGGCGCUGCUGCUGGUGGCCGACAACGACCUCUACCUGCGGCCCGCGCCCAUCUCCGACCUCGACGUGCGGCUCACCGACACCGGCCAGCCCGGCGUCUUCUACAACGGCGUCCCGGACUGGCUCUACCAGGAGGACGUGCUGACGACGCCGGAGGCGCUGUGGGGGUCCGCGGACGGCUCGCACGUGCUGUUCGCCACCUUCAACGACUCGGAGGUGCGCUCGUUGGCCUUCCCGUGGUUCGGCGCCGGUGCGUCCUCCGGCGCCAUCUCGGGCGGCUUCGGCACCUGGUCCACCUUCCCAGAGUCGCGUAGCGUCCGCUUCCCCACGCCAGGCACGACGAACCCGGACGUGCGGCUGUGGAUCCUGGACCUGAGCAACUACAGCGAGCCCGUCCGCUGGGAGAUCCGGCCGCCGUCCGUGCUGGAGGAGACCAGGGAGUUCUACCUGACGUCGGCGGGCUGGGUGGGCGACGACAACCACGAGGUGUCGGCCGUCUGGCUCAACCGCGCCCAGAACAUCAGCAUCAUCAGCACCUGCCACGCGCCCAACUGGACCUGCGUCGAGACGCACGCGGAGCGGGCGGCCGAGGAGUCGUGGCUGGAGGUGCAGCCGCACCCCGUCUUCUCGCCGGACGGCGGCAGCUUCCUGCUGCUGGCGCCCGUCAAGGAGACCAGCACGCACUCGUACACGCACAUCAAGCACAUCACCAUCACGGAGCAGCGCAUCGCCGUGCUCAGCCACGGCAACUACGAGGUGAUGCGCAUCCUCGCCUGGGACAACGACAACCACCUCGUGUACUACCUUGGCACGCACGACUCGCGGCCGGGCCAGCAGCACCUGUACGUGGUGCCCGACCCUUCCACGGACGACCCGCGCCGCCUCGAACCGCAGUGCGUCACGUGCGACCCCAGCGGCCCGCUCUGGAGCUCGCGCUACUGGUACGCCAACUGCUCCCACUUCUCCGCCGCCUUCGCCCCCGGCGGCCACGGACAGCGCUUCUACGUGCUGCAGUGCGAGGGCCCCGGGCUGCCGCUGGCCGGCGUGCACGACGCGGUCACGCACCGGCUGCAGCGCGUGCUGUUCGACACGCGGCCCUGGAGGACCCGCCGGCUGGACGAGCUGGCGCUGCCGCAGCGGCAGAGCUUCGAGGUGCCCCUGCAGCAGGGCUACCGCGCCCACGUGCAGCUGCUGCUGCCGCCAUCCUGGCGCGCCGAGCUGCGCGACGCCGCCUUCCCCGUCCUCGUAGAAGUUAACGGGCGGCCGGGCAGCCUGGCGGUGAGCGAGCGGUUCGCCAUCGACUGGGGCACGUACAUGUCCAGUCGCAACGACGUGGUCUACGUGAAGCUGGACGUGCGCGGCUCCAGGGGGCAGGGCAGUCGCGCCCUCUUCCGCAGGCUCGGCGGCGUCGAGGUCCAGGACCAGAUCGCCGUGCUCAGGUACCUGCUAGACGAGCUCAAGUUCCUAGACGAGACCCGCGUCGGCGUGUGGGGGUGGGGGUACGGCGGCUACGUGACGGCCAUGCUGAUGGGCUCCCAGCAGAGCAUCUUCAAGUGCGGCAUCGCCGUCUCGCCCAUCGCCGACUGGCUCUACUACAACUCGGCGUUCACGGAGCGCGUGCUGGGGCUGCCCGGCGACAACUACAAGGGCUACGUGGAGGCGGACGCGACGCAGCGCGCUCGCUACGUGCCCAGCCACUCGCUCUACCUGCUGCACGGGCUCGCCGACGUCACGGCGCCCUACGUGCACGGCGUCGCGCUGGCGCGGGCGCUCGCGCAGGCCAACAUCAUCUUCCGAUACCAGAGCUACGCGGACGAGGGUCACCUGCUGCAGGGCGUCCUGGAGCACGUGUACCGCUCCAUGGAGGACUUUCUAAAGGAGUGCCUUAAACUGGACGUGGAGCAGUCGUGAGGAGCCGCCACGCCGCCUUACCCUGUGCCUGUGCCGAGCCACGGUCAAGGUCGUGAACCAGAGACUCUACUCGACUCUCGCGCGUCGUCCAUCUGCUAUCGUGUGGCAGUGACAAUAAUGCUACCGCCGCCGGCGGGUGGUGCAUUCUGCAGGUGAGCCAAGCGAGGCGGGACGGUACUUCGCAACGUGCGGGCACAAUCACAGAAGCAGACAAUCUCCGCGCUGGUGCACCUGCGGACGGUGACGGUCGUCGGAACGAAAUGGCUCUUCUAAAUCUUUAUCGCCUUUGUAUCGAGGCAUCACGUAUUUCCCAUUUUCUUAAAACUAACUCAAUACAAUCAAAAGUGCAUUACGUAAGUACGGCGGAGUCUUCAUAUUACGUAACGCUACUAUCUUCUCCUGGUAGAGGGGGGCUUCACUCCACCGUGAGAGGCGCUCGUCUUCAGCCGACUAAACGGCAAGACUGACGAGACGAGUAACGUCAGAGUAUCUUCAGCAUUUGCCACGGGAAAUCUCUCGCUCAGUAAGAGUAAGCGCAGGUGAUAUACUCAGCACAAGGAAGUAGUGUCAUUGACCUCGUCUUUCCGUCAAGGGUGCAAGGGGCUUCGCGGCUGUGCAAACUUGCGGCGUACAAAUGGAACACGCAUUCCCACAACCUCUCUCCCCCCUGUGUUUGCGCAGCCGCCGCCAUAAGGAACGUCAUAUUCUUCCCGUGGAAUGUUGAUUUACAGAAGUAGCGCCUUUUUUAAUACUCUUAGAUGGAUUCUGAUCAUUUACGCAAUAGUUCACUUGGCAAUAAGCACGACAAAUAAAACAUGCAUAUCACUCAUUUCUGAACACAACAUUUUCUGAGAUAUGUAUUUUUGAAUACUGAUCUGUGUGUACCGUUUAGAAGAUCAUUCGUUUCUCUUCAUAACGAACGCGGAAUCUGUCAAGAAAGAUAUAGCCUAAAGUUGUCCUUCUGCUUUAGAUGUACGUCACACAAUAUACUGCCGAAUUCAGCAAUAGCGGUCAAUGCAGCGUUACGUAAUCUUAAGACCUUGAACUGUUGUUAAAGAAACCUUCUCCGCUUUUCGUAUAAAAUCAGACUACAAGCUUCAGAACGUUUCCACUAACGUAAACCCAGUCGUAGAACUAGAAAUAAGUUUUGUAGAAAGGCACUUGGUCUUACACAUUUGUCUGGAAAUGACUGGUAAACAGUACAAUAUGUAAAUAGGACACAGGCAGUAACAGGGCUUCGUAGACUAGGAAACACAGAUAGCGGGAAGUGAGCCAGACGGGUCGUGGUGAGGUGAGAGGGCUACGUGUCAUUGUCAGCUCGUGUCCCAGUGCCUGCAGACACACACUGCGUUUCCUCUGAAACGUACACAUAUUCUCAGAGCCUCUUCUAUUAAAGGAAAUCAUAAGCAACUUCCUUCCCACCAAUUAAGUUUCACUCUACUACACUUGAUGAGCUUACUAUUUCCCACUCACCCACUACAUAAAGACUUUUACCUGAGCCUAAGUUAGUUCACUGACGCGUACUUGUAGCGCAGUUGAGGACCCAUAGGGUUUACACAAAUAAGUACAAAUUGUAAGUACUCACAAUAAAAGAUGUAAAAAGGAUGAGAGCGUUGAGUCACGUAUUUAAUGCGUUAGAAACAUCAUACUUAGCUUUUGUGGUGGAACUGAAAAAAGAUGCGUAAAUUAAAACUGCUAAAUAUGCGUUGCAUCAAAGCGAGUGUUAUACUUUUACAACUUGGGUUUUGUAAGUUAUCUACUGUCAAUUGUUCAGCUUAAAGUGGUAUUUAUGUAAUAGCCUUCUAAACCAACUCAGGUUUAUUCUUCAAGAAGAAAGUGAUAGUUUUGGAAAAUAAUAUGAUCGGGCCUUAUUAUUAACUGUAGCUACAAAAUAGAAGAAGUAACUAAAAGUAGAAAAGUUAUGACACGAAUGACAUUUUUCGCAAAUUUUUAAUUUCUGUGCUCUCUGUGGAAGAGAGUAUGGCCUACUUUGUCAGUGUCUUAAGUAAAUUGUUUAUUCUGAGGCUAGUUCAUCCGUGGCAGUCGCCAUUAACUGUACGUGGCCUACUUCUUCGUAACUUCGGCGGCGGGUUUCUACCGUGACGCCGCGCGCCUAGUAAGGCAGAUUUACGUCACAAUCGUCUUUAUGAUUUGGCAAGAAAAUAACGAAACAGUUUUAAUAGGGGAGGCUGUGAUUUUUUUCAGGUUUUUUCCAUCGCGUUGUUUCUUAUUUCUUCACAUUUGUAAUGAUAUGCUUAGACGAAGCUCGCGUAAUGUUCUUUACAUACAUCUCGAAUCUGCCUAUACAAAACACUAAGUUAAGUACUGUGUAGAAUUGGAUACUCAGAAGAUUUGUUCAUUUUUAUACAAUGCAUUGUUACCAAAUAAAAAUGUUACACAAUGAAUUGUAAAAGGUUUUUAAAUUAAAUUAUUUCAUUUGUAAGUUUCCUUCCACAAAAAAAAAUUGCUAUAGUUUCUUUGGACGACAUUCUCGCAACCGAUUGUGUCUUGGAUGUCUGGUAGUUAGUCUGCUAAUUACACUCAAGGUAAGGUUGUGUUUAUAGAUACAAGACAGUGCCUCUAUGCUCCUGUUUUAUCAUAUCUUCACUGUAAAUUUCACGUUCAUCGGACAUUCUAAUAUUUUAUGCUAAUCAAUUCAAAGAAUGCCUCAAACAUUUUUAAGUGGGUACCGGGGUUUGCAAUGCAAGAGCUACAUUAUACUUGCUUAGAUUUCUAAACAACUCUCUGAAGUGUACAAUCGUAAUAGACUGCAAACCAAUCUUGUAUUCAGUCGUACUUUUUAUACAAUAGAGAUGUAACAAAAAAGCUUCAUACUGUAAUGAGUUUGAAUGGGAUACUUGUAAGUGAUUUGUAUAAAUGAUAACCGUACACGUGUGGAACAUUCGGAGAAACGAACGUUUAAGUCGGCGUGCACAACGGCUCGCAGUUCUUUAAUUUUCGGCCUAUGUACUGCGUGUCACUUGCUUCCCACUAAUCACAAAGCUGAAACAGGACAGGCAUUUUGGCACACAGUUGGUUUAUCUUAGCCUACUGAAAUAUUUCUCUGAAUGUUCCACAGGCGUACAAGCUAUGAAUUUCCAGUACACUCAGAUCGAUUUUUGUAAACGUUAUUUAAUAAAUAUUGUUGUGAGCUUCACAUUA
Messenger RNA from Schistocerca piceifrons (Central American locust), 6179 nucleotides. Its product is annotated as inactive dipeptidyl peptidase 10. The transcript is spliced from 18 exons. The record is from RefSeq and is a predicted model, not a curated record. Gene Ontology annotation, molecular function: serine-type peptidase activity; dipeptidyl-peptidase activity. Lineage: Eukaryota; Metazoa; Arthropoda; Insecta; Orthoptera; Acrididae. Gene Ontology annotation, biological process: proteolysis. The coding region runs from base 492 to 3017 and encodes 841 amino acids.